AUGGACAACCCCAGUGCGGAAGAACAAAGUAACCUGCUGCUGCGAACCAAGUCUUCAGCUUCUUCACGAUCGACUGCUUCAUCAGACUAUGACAAGUAUUUGCAAUUGGCGACGGGGAAGAACCCCGUGAUGCUUAUGGAAUUGGACCAGGAUGGAACUAUUAGGUACCUAUCGGAGUUGUGGGAAACGUUAGUGGGUCCGCGUACUUCUGAUCAGAUUUCUGAAUUGAUUGUGGGUUCUGAAGAGGAUAAAUUUGUAUUCCACCGUGCUAUGGAGAUGAUGUUGGUUAACGAGAGUAUUAGUUAUACGGUGACAUUUAACGUCCUAUCUAAUGGUUCACACCAAAUUCAUGAUGACGAUGGAAACGCAGGUGAGAAGGAGGAUCCUCAGUUGAAUGAAGAGAAGAUUAUUACACUUGAAGCGUGCGGGAUUCUACUGCGAGAUAAUGCAACCCAACUGGUGACGCAUUCGAUGUGGACAGUGAAACCAUUCCAAUCUGUCAUGCUUGGUGAAGGCGUCGACUCUAUAUUACCUCCAGAUUUGGUCAAUAGACUGGGAUUCUGUGCAGUGAUUUUUGCAGAGUAUUUGAGAGACAUCGAAGACGAACAGAUAUUGGAUGAAGCAGAUCUGCCACCGCCUAGAAUGGAACUUUGUAGAGUCUGUGAGACAUUUGUGCCGGCAUGGUGGUUGGAAACGCACUCCCAAAAUUGUGUUUGUGAGCAUAAGAUAGAUUCCUUCGUUCACCUGCUUCAUGAUAACUUGGUAGAACAACUGGCACUUUUGCAAAGUGCGACGUUUAGUGAAUACAAGAGCCUUCCCAUUGAUUUACAGUCACCAACUACGCGAAUGAUGAUAGAACAAUUGAAAGAACUGUGUGAAAUAGCUAUAAAUAUAAAUCAAAGUGAAAUGCGAGUGUCGCUCGAAAACAAGGUUUCGGCAGAGGAUAUACUGGCAAACCCAACUAUGCUAACAGAGGCGAAUGCUUUAGGGAGUUAUGAUUUCUCACCGGGCUCAAAGUGGAAUAUUGAAAAUGUGCAAACUUGGAAGCUAUCAAUUAAAGAGGAAUUGAGCCAUAACACUGGGUUGAAUUUAUUGGUAAAUGACACGAUCGAUCUUGCAAAGAAGAAAGUAGACGCUAUCUUAAGGCUUGACAAUGCUAUGACUUACUCUUUAAGAAUCAAGAACGAGAUUGAUAAUUGGGUGUUACAACUCAUCUUACUUCAGAUCGAAAAUAACAAGAUCAAAAUGCAACGCGCCACAGAUUUUAGAAACCUAGAAUCAGGCUCUACUGCAGAAGUUAUGACGAAGGCAAAGGGACCUCUUCAUGAAGAUUUACAACUCCCGUCCGCGACUGCAUAUGAUAGCAUCGAAAUGUUUGACAGCUCUUUGAAAACUGGUAAUCAAAAUGCACAAUCUACAUCCGGCACUAAAAUUGCUUCGCCACAGCCAUACCGUGCUCAGCAGAGAGAAAUAUUCUCGCCAUCAUACCAAAUGAACGACCGCAUUACAGAACCAGCCUUUUCUGGAAACCAGACAAGUCAGAGAACGGGUAGAUCACGGUCCAGCAACGGCUCCCAUUCUCUAAGCAAUACUGACAUACGCUCAAAAUCGAACUCUCACUCCAGAUCAUUGACCCCAAGUCAAAAGGCUCCAGAUCAUCAGCCACUUUUACCAAGUAGAGACCUCAGUCUCGAUCCUAAAAAAGAUCAGGAUUUUACUGGAAGUGGAGAAAACAUGGACAAAUCUGAGUCAAGUCACAGUUCGCUUCCCACUAUCGUUUCUACAAAGCCGAAUAGUUUGACAAAUUGCUCAAUCUUACCCAGGUUUAAAUCAACAAUUUCACUUACACAGGGAAGGAACUCACCAUUACCUCAAGCUUUAACUGCCAACCAAAUGUCCCGUAAGAGCAGUGGGAUUAGACUUAAUCAAGAAAAGUCACCAAUCGUCUCACCAAGUGCUCUUGCUAGAGAUUUUCUUACCCCAGAACAGCAUCCGAGCUUAUCCAGUUUACCAAAACAGCCGUUAUCUCCCCUUUUACUCGCCACAACUCAAAUGAAGAGUACACCAGCUAGUAUAAAAGAUUACAGUGUUCUAAAACCAAUUAGUAAAGGUGCUUAUGGGAGUGUCUACUUGUCACGUAAGAAGAUAACGGGAGAAUAUUUCGCCAUCAAAGUACUGAAAAAAUCUGAUAUGAUUACAAAGAAUCAGACAACAAAUGUGAAGUCCGAAAGGGCAAUCAUGAUGGUGCAAAGUGAUAAGCCUUACGUUGCAAAGCUGUUUGCAUCAUUUCAGAAUAAAGAUAACUUGUUCCUUGUCAUGGAAUACUUGCCAGGUGGUGACCUUGCUACCCUCAUCAAGAUGAUGGGUUGCUUACCAAUCGAGUGGACUAAACAGUACAUUAGUGAAGUGAUAGUUGGUGUCGACGACAUGCAUCAAAUUGGAAUUAUUCAUCACGAUUUAAAGCCAGACAACCUACUGAUUGAUAGUGACGGUCACAUAAAGUUGACUGAUUUUGGGUUAUCGAGAGCUGGUUUGGUGCGGCGUCAUCAAAAUGUCCCAUCGUCGGCCAGGCUAAGCUUUUCAUCUACCUAUGGCAAUCAUAGCUCAGGAAGCCCUAGUGAAUUGAAGAUAGGUAAGAAUCAUCAUCGUAAGAAGAGUAGCACAUCUACUACCCACAGCAAUGGUAGCAGUUUCAACUUUGCAACUCGUAGCAGACAAAAUUCGAUCAUGGAAGAGACAUCCGACAUUCAUCACUCGACGAAUCCCACGAAGGAAGCUGUCAGCCGAGAAAAGCAACGUGAAGAUUCGGUAUCAAGUUCUCACUCGAAUAAUGACAUCUCCGCAUUGCACAGAAGCGAUUCACAGAUGUCAUUCUCCUACAUGAAUAUAUCAAGGUCCAGUACCCCUACUCCGCCAGUAAUUGGGCCCUUCCAUGCAAGAAAUAGCUCCAAUACCUCCGAAGUUCUAGCAGAUAUGAACACCCCCAGUGAUUUGGCACUUUUCAAUCCUGACGAAUCUAGACAAGACAAAUGUUUCUUCGGAACGCCAGACUACCUGGCACCUGAAACUAUAGAAGGAACAGGCAAGGACGAUAAUUGCGAUUGGUGGUCUGUGGGCUGUAUCUUCUUUGAAUUGAUUUUUGGUUUUCCUCCUUUCCAUGCUAACACACCUGAAGAGGUAUUUACCAAAAUUCUUUCUGGAAAAAUAGAAUGGCCUAAAUUUACCUCUCCAGAAGAUGAGAAGAGUUUUGAACAAUCACACGCCAAGGAUUUGAUUGAGAAGCUUCUUGUAGUUGAUCCUUCCAAAAGGCUUGGCUCUAAUGGUGCUCAAGAAAUCAAAGACCAUCCUUAUUUUAAAGACGUAGAUUGGGACAGAGUCUACCAGGAAGAAGCUUCUUUUGUUCCUGCAGUGGAGCACCCAGAAGACACCGACUAUUUCGACUUAAGAGGUGCAGUGUUAGAAGACUUUGGAGACGAUGAAGAUGAGGAUGAUGUACCAACUGCUCAUUUACCAAGCAUUGAUGCCGUCACUAAUUUCGGCCCACUUCUAGGUUCCGAGGAAAGUAGCAAGAGGACUCCAAACUCGUUAUUGGGCAAUUACCACGAAGGCAAUGCCCACACCCCUGUCAGCAAGCUAAGCAUAUCGUCUGUCCUGGAAUCUAUGUCGCAAGAAAAUAGCAAUCGAUCUUCUCCUACUAUCAAACAUAUGCCCUUGGCUAUUCCACCUCACAUGCGUGACCGCCGCGUGAGUAAAUUGAAUGAGCCUCAGGCUGAGUUUGGAUCCUUCUACUUCAGAAAUCUCUCUGCAUUAGACAAAGCAAACAAGGAUGCCAUUAAUAGGCUGAGAAACGAACACUGCACAGAAAACGUUGGCGUCCAUCGUCGAACAUCGUCUGCAUCUUAUCUCAGCUCCUCAUCAGACAACUCUGCAUCCAAAGCAAGGAAUGGGAAAACAUCUGCUUCAGGGUCACCAAGUGGCAUCACUUUUGGCAAGGUUAUGGCUACGUCUGACUCUCCUUAUUUUAGGACAUCUUCGCCAGAUUUGACUACAAGUAUCGAAACCGCAGGUCUCUCAAGAAAGGGCAGCGGUGACAAUGGCGCACAGAGUCCUGCUAGCAGUUUCUUUAUGCCUGGUGGUGACGAAUCACCCUCGGGCACCAAGUUAAAGUCACCGUUAUCGCCAUCCAUUGCCACUUCGCCAACUUCACCAACUUUUGGACCGCCAGCUUCCUCGUUUUCGGCCCGCACUAGGUUGCUGAGCAGCUCAUGUCAUAGAAGAAGCUCUGGUGAUAUUUCCGCUGAAGAAAGUGAACGUUUGACAGCUAUGUCAAAAGUCAAUUCAAUACGUGGAAGGAGACGCAGCGGUAGAAAGAGUUCCACAAGCAGUGAUGUCAAUUAUCGCAUGGAUGUGCUGGUCUGCGAACCAAUUCCGAUCCACAGGUAUCGUGUCACCAAGGAUUUGGAGUCCUUAGGAUGCACAGUGAUUAGUGUUGGGGCAGGUGAUGAGCUGGUGAGCAGAGCCACCAGCGGUGUGAAGUUUGAUUUGAUCAUUACUGCACUCAAAUUACCCAAACUUGGCGCAGUGGAUAUUGUAAGGUUACUGAAGCACACAAAUAGCAUCAAUGCAACCACCCCAGUGGUAGCUGUAACUAACUACUAUCAAGAAGCAGUGAGCGGCAACGUCUUCGACGAUGUGCUAGAGAAACCCGUUGCUUACGAUCAAUUACGCAAAAUUGCUGCUAAAUACACGCUCGAGAAGGUGCAACAACAGGAAGAUACCAUUGUCAGCGAUAGUGAUUUCAGUCAGUGA
Torulaspora delbrueckii is the source of this 4809-nucleotide messenger RNA. It is a transcript of the gene RIM15, whose product is annotated as protein kinase RIM15. Bases 1 to 4809 code for a protein of 1602 amino acids. Gene Ontology annotation, cellular component: nucleus; cytoplasm. Lineage: Eukaryota; Fungi; Ascomycota; Saccharomycetes; Saccharomycetales; Saccharomycetaceae. Gene Ontology annotation, biological process: phosphorelay signal transduction system; peptidyl-serine phosphorylation. The transcript has a single exon. Gene Ontology annotation, molecular function: ATP binding; protein serine/threonine kinase activity. The record is from RefSeq and is a predicted model, not a curated record.